CCGAGGGUACAGCCAGUUAUCAGGAAAGCUCUGAUACUACCAAACCUUGUCGACUCCGGCUUGCUAGCUAGCUAUGUACUUAGCUAGCUAAUUUGGCUACAAGUACACCUGUUAGAAGAUAAAGAUCACAAAUUAAGGAUAGCAAACCGUGUCGGAAUGUUUCCUAAAAGGAAACUAGCAGAUCUUGUUUUCUCAACCAUAUCUAGCGCAAUACUGGCUAACCUGAUAUGAAUUUGGUCCAAUAACGUUAACGCUAGCUUUAGGUACCCCGACGCGUUAGCUAGCCUGCUAGUCGUGCUAACUACGUUGUUCAGAACACAGUUAACGUAAGCGAUCGAGCGUGUCGAAACGGACUGUUCGUUAGCUGGAGAGCUAAGCUAGCUAGCGAGCUCUUUUUGAAUUAUCUUUAGCUAUGUCGAAAGUGGAACGUCUGAACGCUCGCGUGACCAAGCUUCUAACGGUCGCCGUGCAAGAGGUACUGGAGGCGGUGAGGGAGACGGUCUCAGAAUAUCAGGAGAAAACCGCUCGGACACAGAGAGAAAAUGAGAGACUUCGGAAGAGGUUACACGAGCUUCAGGAACAAAUCAGCAAAAACGCUGGUGAGAACAGACACAGAACAGACCAAGCUGUCGCUACAAGCCAUAGUCUGACGAAUAUAACUGAACCUGAAUAUUUGUCACAAAGGGAGAAGAGCAUCAGCGAUGACAAAGGAGAGCCAAUACUGGCAGCGGAUAGAUAUCUCAGCGUUGAGUGUGUGAAUCUUGUAGAUGAACACAGUGAAUCAAGCCUGAGUCCCACGUCCUGCAGUCUUCCCCACCACAGCCCACCUCUGUUUUGUCCAUCUAGUUUGGUCCAUGUUGAGCCAAAGGUCCAACGGUCAACAUCAGGUUUUAAAGCUGAAACAGACCACCAUGUCUCGGUACCUGAACGCUGCCAAACAUCAGACUACCUUUCCCAGAAAGUUAUGUCCCCCAAACAGACAGAUGACCAUAUGACUGCAAAUUUCGAUUCUGAAUCACAAGCUGUUAAUGUUUUAACCAUCAACCCAACCCGCUUGACUGUUAACGAGAUCAAAACAGAAGCAGAACCUGAUGAGUAUGGCUUGUGUGUAUCCCAAAGUUUAGCUUAUGGCUCCAGAGCAUUUAGGGCUGACGGUGCCCAGGCUGAACAGGUCUCAGAGCAGCAGCAUCCAUGUGGACUGCUCCAGUUCGACUUGAAUGGGCCUCUGGAGAGGUUGACGGCCGAGGACAUGAACCACAUCAGUGCUGCUCUGGACGGAAGAGGCCCGGCAUGCGAGGACCUGCCCAAUGGACUGUCGUACAGACGUGGAGGCUACAGUGUGGGGCCUCCCCGGCUCCACCCCCGCCACCACCGCGUGGAGAAGCGCUUCUGCUGCGCCCUCUGUGGGCGUGGCUUCAGCCAUGCCGGAGACUUCAAGAAGCACAAGCGUGUGCACACAGGAGAGAAGCCGUAUUUGUGCACUGUGUGCGGGAAGCGGUUCAGUCAGUCCGGCUACCUGAAGAUCCAUCAGAGGUACCACACCGGUGAGAGGCCGUAUGGCUGCAGUCUGUGUGGCAAACGCUUCAGUCACUCCAGCAACUUUAAAAAACAUCAACAGACUCAUAUUGGACAGGGCUUUUAGGACCCCACAGCAACGAUGGAUUCUGUGCGUAACUAUAUAGCGACAUAGGAACUCAUUUUCCUCUUAUAUUUUAAUGUCCUUUAUUUUUCAGUUGAUUUUUAAUGUCACUGUAGCUCGUCAGACUGUUUUAAUGAAAUCGUGUACUUGUAAGAGGACUUUUGAGCUGUUUUAUAUGAGAAGGUUGUAAUGGUUGUAAGAAUACUGAUGUAAUAAAUAAUUGUACAGCCUAAUUUAUGUUUGUGUUUCUUACCUUGUCAGGGUGAAACAGACAAUUGUGAUAUUUGAAAGCAGCAGUCUGAUGAGGGUGACAUUUAGGCUUUGUUAGUGAACAGUUUGUUUACACACACACACAGUUGCACAGCAAAACUGUAUCAGUAACAGAUCAAUUUGGACAUUUUGCUUGAAAAUGGAAAACACAUUUCUCAUGACUGAGAAUCACAUUAUUGUGGGAAUAAACAAUAGCACCUUAAUGUUGAAUUAACCAUCA
Molecule: messenger RNA, 2129 nt
Organism: Electrophorus electricus (electric eel)
Lineage: Eukaryota; Metazoa; Chordata; Actinopteri; Gymnotiformes; Gymnotidae
Biological process (GO): regulation of gene expression
Cellular component (GO): nucleus
Source: RefSeq, a predicted model, not a curated record